This is a messenger RNA of Panonychus citri (citrus red mite), 649 nucleotides long. RefSeq names its product mite group 2 allergen Pso o 2-like. Lineage: Eukaryota; Metazoa; Arthropoda; Arachnida; Trombidiformes; Tetranychidae. The coding region runs from base 83 to 526 and encodes 147 amino acids. Gene Ontology annotation, molecular function: sterol binding. The transcript is spliced from 4 exons. The record is from RefSeq and is a predicted model, not a curated record. Gene Ontology annotation, biological process: sterol transport.
CGACAAUUAACUCAAUUAAUUUUCAUUCAGUUCUUUUCAUUGUAACGAUUAACAAUCAACAACCAAACAAACGAAAACAAUUAUGUUCAAAUCAAUUGCUGUUCUUUGCCUUUUCUUGGCUGUUUCAUCAGCUCGACAAAUCACCACUACCAAAUGUGGUUCCGCCGCUGGUUCGGUCCAAAAUAUCAACGUCGAGCCCUGUGACUCCGAUGUCUGCGCUUUCAAGCCCAACAUGAAGGUCACAAUCACCGGUGAACUUGUCCCAACUGUUGCCGCUGCUGCUCCAACCCUUUCCGUCCAAGUUGAGGUCUCUGGUUUCUUCGUUGAAUAUCCUGGUCUCUCCAAAAACGCUUGUGAUUACCUCGCAUGUCCAUUGAAGGCCAAUGAGCCCAACAAGUUCAAAAUCGAGGUCGAAACUCUUGACUGGCUUCCACCCAUGGAAACUGACAUGCAAUUCCACAUGUACGCCUCAGACGGUGGUGAAGAAUUGGCCUGUGCUCAAGCCCGAAUCGCCGUUACUGCUUAAAUUGUUAUCGAAGGUCAUUAAUGGUUUUUAUUCAAUAGAUUAGAUUAACUUUUUAUGUUUUUAAAAUGAUUUAUUUUAUGACAAUUAAAUUGAUCUAAAAGUUGAUCAUUUGAAAAACUUAAA